UACGAGCUUCGUCGGUUAUUCUAUUGACUCAUCCAGCAAGAAGACAAGGCUUCCCAUUUAAAGAAAGCAGUUUGCUACUUUUUUUGACUUUAACUAAUCGUAAAGAUGAUCGAUAAAGAGAUUGCACUGGAGGCUUUGUGCACACUUUGCAAUGCCAACGUAACAUCUGUUCAAAGACAAGGAUCGCAGGCUGCUUAUCUGAGAUCUGCCCAAUCAGCACCACCGAAGCAGCUGCUCGUCAAGAAGUUCAUCCCUACGGUCUUGGAUGCAGAUGAUACCUGCGAGGUGUCACAGUGCAACUUCAUCUGCCUCCAAGACCUCCUCGGAGGUGUUCAACCAAGAGCAGGCUUUCGCCGAGUGAACCAGGUGGACAUUGGGGCAGUGAAAGACAAAAAUCACAUCAUCGAUGAAAAUGAAUUCUUCGACCCGCGAUUCGACUACGAUUUCACCAACUUGAGAGACACCGCGACUUUCCGCAGGGGUGGAGAGGUGUAUGAGCGCCCAUGUGGUUGGCAACGUUUUGCCCUCAGGGUUCUGGAUGAUUAUGAUGGAAACGCCUGGCUGGGAACUCAAUACCGUAGCACCCAGUCAGUGCCAGGAGAGUGGCCUGUGUCCUACCACGGGACAUCAAAGAAAGGCGCUGAUGGCAUCAUUGAAGGACACUACAAGCCAGGCCCAGGUCAGGUGUAUGGCAGGGGGAUUUACUCUACUCCAUACAUCAAAGAGGCAAUCCCAUACGCCAAAACCUUCACCUCCCAGAAGAACGGCAAGAAGUACCGGGUGAUUCUGCAGAACCGUAUCAACCCUCAGUACAGGCAGAAAUACAACAAUGACAAGUACUGGCUGAUUCCCAUUCCCCAUGGAACGUGCGACGAAGAAGAGGAGAAGAUGGUGGAGAGGGCCAUCCGUCCUUAUGGCCUGCUGCUACAAGAGGUCUAACAGGUUGAGAAGGGUCACAACAAAAUAAAUCUGAAGUACUUGUUUCCUGAGCUUUAUUUUGAAAAUCCAGUGGUGGUGUUGUCUUUGACACAGAAAUCAUCUUUAACAGUUCAUGCCAAAUACUCUCUGAUGCUGUCAAACGGAAACAUGUUCCAUUUGCAUAUACAAGUGAGUAUGUAGCUCCAUACUAGUGUGACUUUCUUGUAAUGAAAUGUCUGCUUUGAUAGACUGUGCUGCAAUAAAUAAACCACCUUAAACACA
Messenger RNA from Acanthopagrus latus (yellowfin seabream), 1200 nucleotides. RefSeq lists its product as uncharacterized. The coding region runs from base 106 to 939 and encodes 277 amino acids. The transcript has 4 exons. Lineage: Eukaryota; Metazoa; Chordata; Actinopteri; Spariformes; Sparidae. The record is from RefSeq and is a predicted model, not a curated record.